Acanthoscelides obtectus is the source of this 408-nucleotide messenger RNA. The record is from the annotation of a GenBank genome assembly. NCBI's taxonomy places the organism in Eukaryota, Metazoa, Arthropoda, Insecta, Coleoptera, Chrysomelidae.
AAUCGGCUUACACUACAUAUACAGAAUUAAUUACCUAAAUGCCUACUAUGAUUGACAGUGGUGAGAAGGUGGCUAUUGAAGUCAUGAGAUAUUAUACGCUAUCGAAGUCAAGGAAGCUUCCGAAAAUCAACGCUUUGAGAAGUUUAAGAAGUAAAAUACAUCUUUUACUAAUCAAUGUGAAUUCUUGUAAAAAUAUGUAUCUUUUUUGAUUAUCGUUCCAGUGGCAGCGGACUACUAUAAUAAGAACGUGAAAGCUUCAGAGCUUUGAUACUAGGGCCCGACCAAGAGACAAGAGUGUUAAGAUUCGCUAUCUACAAAACGCUUGUAAAAGGUUCAAAAUUCUUGCUAGAAAGCUUGAAAAAGUACGACCAUAUUUCGACAUCCUUUCACAAACUAGGUUGGUUGAAU